Cucurbitaria berberidis CBS 394.84 is the source of this 1404-nucleotide messenger RNA. RefSeq names its product SET domain-containing protein. Bases 114 to 1208 code for a protein of 364 amino acids. Gene Ontology annotation, molecular function: protein binding. NCBI's taxonomy places the organism in Eukaryota, Fungi, Ascomycota, Dothideomycetes, Pleosporales, Cucurbitariaceae. The transcript has 3 exons. The record is from RefSeq and is a predicted model, not a curated record.
GUACUUUGUUCACUUGUAGAUUCCUGUGUCUUCCCAUUGUUUGCACAGCCUUUGCUUUGUCCACUGCUAGACAAUGCAAUUGUUAUUGCAUCGUAUCGGAUGCUUCCUACUUAAUGUGCGCACCUUCCAUCCUAAAUCGCUCUUGCCUAGCCAGACUGACGCGAAAUUUACCACUUUCUCCUCGCUCCAUUCCAUACUGUGUUCCAUACACGCAGUUUCUUCCUCUCCAUUAUUUACACCCUGCAUCAUGCGUUCAGUCAUUGCUACCCAUCGAUCGCGCAGGAUGGCGAAAAUAUGAAUACUUCUGGUACACAUCAUCAGACGGCGUGCAUCGGCUUGCAACUUCAUCCGGCAGCCUCAACGAGAUCCCUCAGCAAAUUAACGACUAUGUGUUCAACACAUCCAACUUCGUAGACGCCGACUACCCGUCCACAUUCCCAAAGGAUAGAGUCUGGCCGCCUAAGAAUCUGCAAGAUCUUCUUUGCGCCAUAGGAACGGAAGGCAAAGACUGCGUUGGCGGUCGUUGUUUCACUCGCGCUAUCUGCAAUGACCCGUGCUGCAGACACACAUUCGAGGCUUGGAAACAUGCGACGCAAGACUGGCAGGACCACUUUGAGUUACGCAAAACGGAUGACCGCGGGAUCGGUGUCUACACUAAGAGAGCCUUCAAGAAGAAAGAUGUAUUAGGGUGGUAUGCAGGUGAGCUCGUAGUAAGUGCGGGCGACGACUACAACAAUGACUACCUUAUGGAGGUUCCCAUUGGAGGCGACCCCAUUCCGGAAUCUCUUAAUGAUUCCGACUCGGACAAUGACUACAACCAGACUGAACUGCUCCCCCCCUCUCCGUCAUCCCCCAGCUCCUCGACCACCUCCGUCUCCGCUGGAGAAAGCGUUAUGAUUGAUGCCAGCAGGAAGGGCAACUGGACGCGCUUCAUUAACCAUAGCUGCAAAGCCCAUUGUGAUUAUCGAGUAUGUCGUGUGGGUAACAUCCGCAUGAUUGUUGUGGAAGCCGUGAAGGACAUACCACCAGGUGUUGAGCUAACUGUCAACUACGGGCUCGACUACUACGGACCAAACACGACGAAAAUCUGCCACUGUGGUGCGCGUAAGUGUGUUAGCAGGUCCAGGACGAACAAGCGAAAGGAACUAUCUAACACGGAGAAGACGAGAGUUAAGAAAUGUAGGCGGCUGACACCACCGCUAGAAUGAUAUUGUCGCAAUUCCAUCACAUUAUUAAAUACUUCAAAUACCAAAUGUAGCCUUUUGCUGCAUUUACAUACCCUCUAAGACACCGGACGCCUUUCCAAAACCGGGGGUAUCAUGUGAAUUAAUGAAGAGACAAAAUAUCGUACUCUGUGAACUACACGUUACUCAUAUGCGGGAUGACUACCACCACAACGAGACU